This is a messenger RNA of Aureobasidium melanogenum CBS 110374, 489 nucleotides long. Its product is annotated as nascent polypeptide-associated complex subunit beta. The transcript has 3 exons. NCBI's taxonomy places the organism in Eukaryota, Fungi, Ascomycota, Dothideomycetes, Dothideales, Saccotheciaceae. Bases 1 to 489 code for a protein of 162 amino acids. Gene Ontology annotation, cellular component: nascent polypeptide-associated complex; cytosol. The record is from RefSeq and is a predicted model, not a curated record.
AUGGAUCAAGCAAAGCUCCAGCGUCUUCAAAAUGCCGUGCGCAUUGGUAUGAACUCUCGCCAUUCUGUGAAUCGAGGUACUCCCAGAAGAAAGGUCAAGAAGGUCAACAGAUCCGGCGGUGGUGACGACAAGAAGCUCCAGGCUGCUCUCAAGAAGAUGAACGUUCAGCCCAUCCCUGCCAUUGAGGAGGUCAACAUGUUCAAGUCGGACGGCAACGUCAUCCACUUCGCUGCCCCCAAGGUCCACGCUGCCAUUCCCUCCAACACUUUCGCCAUCUACGGCAACGGUGAGGACAAGGAGCUGACCGAGCUCGUCCCCGGCAUUCUCAACCAGCUCGGCCCCGACUCGCUCGCUUCCCUCCGCAAGCUCGCCGAGAGCUACCAGAGCAUGCAGAAGGGCGUCGAGGGCGAGGACAAGAAGGAGGACGACGAUGACAUUCCCGACCUCGUCGAGGGCGAGAACUUCGAGGGCAAGGCCGACGUCGAGUAA